Molecule: messenger RNA, 760 nt
Organism: Closterium sp. NIES-67
Lineage: Eukaryota; Viridiplantae; Streptophyta; Zygnematophyceae; Desmidiales; Closteriaceae
Source: the annotation of a GenBank genome assembly
GACCGCGGUGUUGUCGGGCAGCAGCUCAAGAGCGUCGACGGAGGUAAAGUCCACGGAGGAAUCGGACGCCAUUGAGGAGGAGGGGAAGGAAGGGGGGGGGGGGGGGGGGGGAGGAGGAGGAAAAGGGAAAGGAGGAGGAAAAGGGAAAGGAGGAGGAAAAGGAAAAGGAGGAGGAAAAGAGAAAGGAGGAGGAAAAGAGAAAGGAGGAGGAAAAGAGAAAGGAGGAGGAAAAGGGAAAGGAGGAGGAGAAGGAUAGAUAUAUAUUUUACAACACCGUACGGGCGUGUGGAUAUAAAGCGUGUGUGUAUAAGCACGUACGUAGUGCCGUACGGCUGUUAAUUCUAGUUUCGUAGUGGGUAUAGCUAAGAUUGGGGAUGGAGUGAGUGCAGAGAGGGAUGAGCGUGUGUUAACUUGGUAGUGUCGUUUGGGUCGUUGCCCCAAUUGCAGUGUGUGGUUGUUGAGAGUCCCACCAUCGUUUGAGUGUGUGCCUCGUUUCACCCCUUUUUCCCCUCAUCUCUCUCUGACCCCGUUCUCAUGUCAGCUCGCCCGUCAACCUGAUCGCAGUGUGCUGUUUGUGGGUAAUCAUACCAUCUAUGGCUUUUACGACACCCCACUGCUGCUCUACGAGCUGUACAUGCGAGGGUUCAAAUGUCGCUGCCUUGCGCAUCCCAGCUUCUGGCUGCAGCAGUCUCUAGGAGAGCUCUUGGAAAGCUUCGGCCAUGUCAAGCCUUCACCUCGUGCUCUUUAUAACCUUCUCAAA